GAAGGAAUGUUUCAUAGCAAUCAUCACCAGCUUCGUCUUCUUCUCUGAAACAACUCCAGCUACUACUUCUUCACUUAUUAUUAUUAUUAUACACUUUACAGACUUACAGAGAGAGAGACAGAGGAAAGGACUUAACUUGGAGAUAUGGGAGGUGUGACAUCUUCAAUGGCGGCGAAAUUAGCCUUCUUUCCGCCGAAUCCGCCGUCGUACAAGAUCAUCAGAGACGAAGCAACGGAGCUUCUGCUCAUGGACCCUUUUCCCCACCGAGAAAACGUCGACGUUUUGCGUCUCCCCACGCGCCGUGGCACCGAGAUCGUGGCCAUGUACAUCAGGUACCCUAUGGCCGUUACGACUCUUCUGUAUUCGCACGGGAAUGCUGCUGAUAUUGGUCAGAUGUACGAGCUCUUCAUCGAGCUUAGUAUUCACCUCCGCGUCAAUUUGAUGGGGUAUGACUAUUCAGGGUAUGGCCAAUCAUCAGGGAAGCCCAGCGAGCAAAAUACUUAUGCUGAUAUCGAAGCUGCUUACAAAUGUCUGGAAGAGAAUUAUGGAGCGAAGCAGGAGAACAUUAUCCUAUACGGUCAAUCUGUUGGUAGUGGUCCGACCGUCGAUUUAGCUGCACGUUUACCUCGACUAAGAGCUUCCAUUCUUCAUAGUCCAAUUCUUUCUGGACUUAGAGUCAUGUAUUCCGUUAAGCGAACUUAUUGGUUUGACAUAUACAAGAACAUUGACAAGAUCUCGCUGGUGAGGUGUCCUGUCCUCGUGAUCCAUGGAACAGCGGAUGAUGUGGUUGACUUCUCGCACGGGAAGCAGCUCUGGGAACUCUGCCAAGAGAAAUACGAACCGUUAUGGCUCAAAGGCGGUAACCACUGUGAUCUCGAACUCUUCCCCGAGUACAUUGGCCAUCUCAAGAAGUUUGUGAGCGCUGUGGAGAAAUCCGCAUCAAAAAGGAACAGUUCUUUCUCAAGAAGAAGCAUGGAAGGAGGGUGCGAACACCCUUCUCGGCAUAGCGUAGAUGCACCGAAGAAGAGCAAGGACGGAAGAGAAAAACCGAGGAAAAGCGUGGACAGGCUGAAGUUUCAGGGAUACAAGCUGAGCCACAUAGAGAGACCUGAGAAGCUGAAGAUUCCGUUUGAGGAAAUGGAGAGGUCAAGGAGGAGUGUGGACAUAUACAGAGAUAAGUCUCAGCCGAUGGAGAGAGCACGUAAGAGUGUGGAUUGGUUGGACAGAAACCGAAUUAACGAGUGAAAAGAAUGGGGUUUGAUGUUUAAAGAUUUGUAUUUGAGUUUUUCAUUUUAAUUUUAUUGGGAUGUGUUUUGUAUUGCAGUUUUUUUUUUUUUUUUUUUUAUGUAUUGUAGUUUUUGUUUCUGUGUCUCUCUGAGGAAUCAACAGAUAAUAGAUUUUAACCAAUUCGGCAAAUUCUCUGACUGUUCCUAC
Brassica oleracea var. oleracea is the source of this 1434-nucleotide messenger RNA. Its product is annotated as alpha/beta hydrolase domain-containing protein 17B. The record is from RefSeq and is a predicted model, not a curated record. Bases 145 to 1245 code for a protein of 366 amino acids. The transcript has 5 exons. NCBI's taxonomy places the organism in Eukaryota, Viridiplantae, Streptophyta, Magnoliopsida, Brassicales, Brassicaceae.